Messenger RNA from Branchiostoma floridae (Florida lancelet), 1049 nucleotides. RefSeq names its product fucolectin-1-like. The transcript has 5 exons. Lineage: Eukaryota; Metazoa; Chordata; Leptocardii; Amphioxiformes; Branchiostomatidae. Gene Ontology annotation, molecular function: protein binding. The record is from RefSeq and is a predicted model, not a curated record. Bases 312 to 1049 code for a protein of 245 amino acids.
ACACUUGAAGUGUAGCGAGCUAAGAAAUUAUCCACCUGGCCCCAUAAAAUAGGUCCAACAGUUAUGUAGGUGGGUGGGUCAACAUAUGUAGGCGGGUCAACAUUCCACGAAUACACGCCUAUAACACCAUCUCCGCUGACGUUUUGGCCCCGCCUUCUUAUGAAUUCCUCAGAACAGAUAAAAAGGGCUGCUGUUUUCUACACGAGUCAGUUCAAGUCGAGAGGGAACCACCGACUGAACUCCAGCAAGAACAUCCAGGCAAGUUCAAGAGCAACAGACGCCAGAAAUCUGCAAACGUCACCAGGUGAAAGAUGGCCACCAGGCUCCUGCUGACCUUUGGGGUGGUGUUCCUAGUCGGGCGCACGGUGUCGACGGAAGUAGUUUCAGAUGACAAUGUCGCCCUGGGGAAGCCAGCGUUCCAAACCAGCACCUGGGGCCCCGGGGAGCCCAGCCGGGCCGUAGACGGGAGAACCUCUUCCCGUAUGGACGCUGGUUCCUGCACACACACUGCAGGGCACCCGGGAGAGGAUAAUCCCACCUGGUGGGUGGAUCUCGGACAGUCGUAUGCGGUUGACAGUGUGGUCAUCUUUAACCGCAUGGACAGUUGGUCCGAACGGCUCAACCCCUUCAACAUCCUCAUCGGGGACUCCGACCAGGUCAGCACGAACCCCCAGUGUGGAGGUGACCAUCAGAUCGACUUGGCCAAACCGUUUAUUUCCGUCUCCUGUCAGGGAAUGCGGGGACGCUUUGUAGCCGUCCGUCUUCCUGGACCAUCAAGAAUACUGACCCUGUGCGAAGUCCGAGUAUUUGCUGGUUCUGCCUCUACUAGCGGAAAAUUGGUAGUCAGAGUGUCGGUCGGCGUAAAGAAAAGUAAUGUGGGCCAGCCAGGGGGACAUGGAGAGGCCGAGGACGAAUUCACGGAGAUAUACGGCCCAGGAGACAAGCACAAACAGGCGUUCUACCAGCGUCUCAACCAGCAGAGAGAGACGGGACACUUGUGCGAUGUCGCAGUGGUGGUGGAAGGACAAAGAUUCUCUGCUCACAGGUAG